Molecule: messenger RNA, 1185 nt
Organism: Rubroshorea leprosula
Lineage: Eukaryota; Viridiplantae; Streptophyta; Magnoliopsida; Malvales; Dipterocarpaceae
Source: the annotation of a GenBank genome assembly
AUAUUAAAAAGAUUGAUGAAACCGUUCAAGACAGUUCGAUUCUCUGGGUUCCGAAAGCUGAGAAGCAUCCUUUGUGCCUACCAUGAAAUACCGCUACGCCAUGGUCUGCUCAUCGAAUCAGAACCGAAGCAUGGAAGCACAUUCCCUGCUCAAGAAGCAGGGCUUCGACGUCUCCUCCUAUGGUACAGGCGCUCACGUCAAGCUCCCCGGUCCCUCCCUUAGGGAACCAAAUGUCUACGACUUUGGAACUCCGUACAAACAGAUGUUCGACGAUCUCCGCCGGAAAGACCCCGAACUAUAUAAGCGCAAUGGCAUUUUGCCAAUGCUUAAAAGGAACUCAUCUGUCAAAUUGGCACCACAAAGAUGGCAAGACAAUGCUGCUGACGGUUCCUUUGACAUCGUGCUUACAUUUGAGGAAAAGGUUUUCGAUAUGGUUGUUGAAGAUCUCCACAGCCGAGAUCAGGUUCUUAUGAAAACUGUGCUAAUAAUCAACUUGGAAGUUAAAGAUAACCAUGAGGAGGCAGCCAUAGGAGCUCGGCUUGCUUUAGAUCUGUGCCAAGCAAUUGAAGAUGCUGAGUCAUGGGAGGAAUCAAUAGACGAUAUUAUAGUUGCUUUUGAGAACAAGCACCGUCGGAAGCUGCUGUACAGUAUCUCUUUCUAUUGAAGGCAUCUGUAUUCUCUAAUGUAUACUCCCUAGUAAAAUCAUUCCUAUAUCAUUGCUGUGCUUUUGUCUUGCACCCUACCCUCGCUUUUGUACGGUUGUUGAUGGUUUCCCGCACAUCCAUUUUGUCAAGCAGUGGAACUAUCUCAACUCGAGUCCCGAGUCCUGACCUUUAUCUACGAAUUUGUAGGGUGCAAUCUUGUCCUUGAGGAGGUUAUUGGUCACAAGAGAUUUGAAGUUGGCAUCCUCCACUAGUUCUAGGUUGUUAGCGAGUAGAGGAAUUCAGGGGAAUGAUAAAAUUGCAGAGGAAAUAUCUAGCUGUCUGUUGAAUUAAAUGUCGAAUUAAAUGCUAUGAUAAGCGGAUUUUGUGUAUAUUGUCAAAGUUUCUGGGUACAUGAAUGUGCGCCAUUCCUGUUGGUCACAUUUGUUUGAUGCAUGUUGGUUUUCUGUAUGUUGGUUUUCUGUGAAAAACUAAUCCAAACUUUGUUAUAUAGCGUUUGGUUUGACUGAUAAUGACAGGCUAU